Jaculus jaculus (lesser Egyptian jerboa) is the source of this 4601-nucleotide messenger RNA. RefSeq names its product desmocollin 2 (gene Dsc2). The record is from RefSeq and is a predicted model, not a curated record. The transcript is spliced from 16 exons. Gene Ontology annotation, biological process: homophilic cell-cell adhesion. Gene Ontology annotation, molecular function: calcium ion binding. Gene Ontology annotation, cellular component: plasma membrane; desmosome. NCBI's taxonomy places the organism in Eukaryota, Metazoa, Chordata, Mammalia, Rodentia, Dipodidae. Bases 262 to 2970 code for a protein of 902 amino acids.
CGUCCGCUGGAGAGGAACACCUGGCACAGGUGACAGGGUGGCGGAGAGAGGGAGUUCCCACUGGUUGAGUUCCUAAGCUUGGAGAUUUAAGAAAAUAGCAAGGAGGGGCCGCUCGGUGUCCUGGGGGACGUGCCCGGAACCCCACCCUCGGCUGGAGGAAAAGCUCCUGGGGACGAAGGGCCAGAGCUUCAGAACCGCUGGAAAAGCGCCUCCCGCCGCCUCCGCGUCCUGGCUGGUGACCAUCCCGCCCGCGUCCUGGCCAUGGCGGCCGCGCGACCCUGGAGCUCCCGGGCCGGGGCCCUCUGCGGACGGCUCCUGCUGACCGCGGCGAUCUUAAUGCUUGGGUGUGACGCCUGCAAGCAAGUAAUUCUACAUGUUCCCUCUGAACUGCAUGCUGAGAAAUUUGUUGGUAGAGUUAACCUGAAGGAGUGCUUCAAAUCUGCAAAUCUAAUUCAUUCCAGUGACCCUGAUUUCCAAAUCUUAGAAGAUGGUUCAGUCUACACAACAAAUACUGUUAUUUUGUCCUUGGCGAAGAGAACUUUUACCAUAUUACUUUUCAACACAGAGACCCAAGAAGGGAGGGAAAUAUCUGUCCUUUUAGAGGGUCCAACAGAGGUAAUAAAGCAAGGGUACAAUAAAGAAAAAGUUCUAAGUCGACCCAAGAGAAGAUGGGCUCCUAUUCCUUGUUCCAUGCAAGAGAAUUCCUUGGGUCCCUUCCCACUCUUCCUUCAACAGAUUCAAUCUGACACAGCACAAAACUACACAAUUUACUAUUCUAUCAGAGGGCCUGGAGUAGAUAAAGAACCUCUAAACUUGUUUUAUGUGGAAAGAGAUACUGGAAACCUGUUCUGCACUGGCCCAGUAGAUCGAGAGCAGUAUGAAUCUUUUGAGCUAACUGCCUUUGCAACAACCCCAGACGGGUACACACCCGAAUAUCCACUGCCCCUCCUUAUUAAAAUAGAAGAUGAAAAUGACAACUACCCAAUUUUCACAGAGACAACGUACAGUUUUACGGUCUUUGAAAACUGCAAAGUUGGUUCUUCCGUGGGGCAGGUAUGUGCAACCGACAAGGACGAACCCGACACGAUGCACACACGUCUGAGGUACACCAUCCUGGAGCAGUCCCCUUCUCCGCCCACUCUGUUCACUAUGCAUCCAGCUACAGGCAUCAUCACCACCACGUCUUCCCAGCUUGACAGAGAGUUAAUUGAGACAUAUGUGUUGAAAAUAAAGGUGCAAGACAUGGACGGUCAAUUUUUUGGUUUGCAGACAACUGCAACUUGUAUCAUUACUAUUGGAGAUGUGAAUGACAACUUGCCAACAUUUACUCGUACUUCGUACGUGACAUCUGUGGAAGAAAAUACAGUUGAUGUGGAAAUCUUACGGGUCACUGUUCAGGAUAAAGAUUUGGUUAAUACUCCUAAUUGGAGAGCUAAUUAUACCAUUCUAACGGGUAAUGAAAAUGGAAACUUUAAAAUUGUGACUGAUCCCCAAACCAAUGAAGGAGUUCUGUGUGUAGUUAAGCCACUGGAUUAUGAAGAAAGACAACAGGUGACUCUGCAAAUCGGUGUGGUGAAUGAAGCACCAUAUACCAGGGAGGUGACUUCCAGAUCAGCCAUGAGCACUGCCACAGUGACUGUCACUGUGAAAAAUCAGGACGAAGGGCCUGUGUGCAUACCUCCAGCACAAACGGUUCGAAUUAAAGAAAAUGCACCACUGGGAACAAGAAGCAAUGGGUACAAAGCCUAUGACCCAGAAACCAGAAGCAGCAGUGGCAUAAGGUAUAGGAAAUUAAAUGAUCCAAGAGGGUGGGUCACCGUUGAAGAAAAUUCAGGAUCAAUCACAAUUUUCCGAAACCUGGAUAGAGAGGCUGAGACCUUGAGAAAUGGUAUAUAUAAUAUUACAGUCCUUGCAUCAGAUUCAGCUGGGAGAAGUUGCACUGGCACCCUGGGUAUUAUACUGGAAGACGUCAAUGACAAUGGCCCAUUCAUAACCAGGCAGACAGUGGUGAUUUGCAAGACUACCAUGUCCUCUGCAGAGAUUGUUGCUGUAGACCCUGAUGAGCCUGUAAAUGGCCCGCCAUUUGAGUUUAGAGUGGAGAGUUCUGACCCAGAAGUGCGGAGAAUGUGGAGGCUGAGCAGAAUCAAUGAUACAGCAGCACGUCUUUACUAUCAGAACGACCCUUCAUUUGGAUCCUACAGAGUUCCUAUCCGAGUUACAGAUAGGCUUGGUCUGUCUACGCUCACCUCACUGAAUGUCAUCAUAUGUGACUGCAUUACGGAAAGUGACUGCACAACCCGCUCAGGAGAAAGGACAGGCAACGCAGAAGUAAGACUCGGACCAUGGGCAAUCCUUGCAAUACUCCUGGGCAUUGCUUUGCUAUUUUGUAUCCUAUUUACAUUAGUCUGUGGGGUUUCCAGGGCAACCAAACAACUGAAAGUGCUUCCUGAUGACUUAGCUCAGCAGAACCUAAUUGUGUCAAACACUGAAGCCCCAGGAGAUGACAAACUGUAUUCCACAAAUGGCUUUACCACCCACACUGUGGGCACGUCUGGUCAGGGAAUUGGUGCCACUUUGGGACAAGGAGUCAAAAACGGAGGCCAAGAGACCAUUGAAAUGGUAAAAGGAGGACAUCAGACCUUGGACACCUGCCAUGGGCCCGGCUAUCAUCACCACACCAUGGAUCCCUGCAGGGGAGGACAUGUGGAAACUGACAACUACAGAUUCACUUACUCCGAGUGGCACAAUUUCACUCAGCCCCGACUUGGUGAAAAGGUCCAUCUGUGUGAUCAGGAUGAUGUUCAUAAACACGCCCAAGACUAUGUCCUUCCAUUCAACUAUGAAGGGAGAGGCUCAGUGGCUGGCUCUGUGGGUUGCUGCAGUGAUCGGCCAGAAGAAGAUGGACUUGAAUUUUUGGAUCACUUGGAGCCCAAAUUUAGGACAUUAGCAGAAGUGUGUGCAAAGAGAUGAACACAUUCCAAUAAGUCAGUGGAAACCAGUGGAUUUGUUCCCUUUUCCUCUUCUCUCUUUAGUUAUAAUCCAGGAUUUAAAAAAGAAAUAUAGAAGACGUCAGGUUCUGAACAGUUUUCUCUUCCAUUUGCAGAAUCUCUUUGGCUAACUGAACAUUUACAGAGGAAUUCUGUAAACAAGUACACACUUCGUGAUUUCUGCAUAGGCUUUAGUUAUUUGUCUUUUACCUAAAUAGAUCUACAGAUAGAAAUAGAUGGAAAAUUUAAGUAAACUUGCAUUAUUGUUUACAUUUGUACAUUGACAACAGCCAACUUAUAAAGUAAUAAAAUUUAAUUAAUUCAAGUGCAUUCAGGCUACUUGAAGUAUAGCCUGAUGGAGUACUACUGAGCACGUUGUCUCUGGUUCACUGUUUGUUUGUGUGGUGCUGGAAACUUGUUUUCCCAAAUGUUUUAAACUGUGUAUUAUAACAUCUUGCUCUCAGUUUAUUCUUGUUGCAUGACCUUUCUUCAUGUUUCAGAGGAAGAUUUGUAAACAGGUCUUGACUGUUACUGGAAUUCAAACUUUUUACAUUUUACUCUAUGUUGAAUUCUGCACUAAAUCACAUUUUUUUCUCUGUGCCUACUUUGUCAGUGAAAUUUUAGUUUCCAAACUGCUUUCUGAAUGUAUUUUUUACUCUCAUAAGUUGUCUUUGAAAUGCCAGAUAGUUAACCACCAUCCCCUCUUUUUUCUUUCUGGAAUAUGUCUACUCAGAUUGAAGAAUUCAGUAUUCUUAAAAGUUGUCUUUCUUUCCUCCUUUUAUAAAGUUAAUUAUUCUUCCUUUGUGUUAUGUAAGCACAUGUUUUUCUGUUGUUCUUGACAUCAGCGCAACAUUAACUGUAUUGCUGUGGGUGUCUUGGUGGUUACUUCCAUCUGUCCUCAGCAGAGAAUAUUAAUUUUGCCUUUGAGAACCAUUUCUUGAAUUUAUUAGAAGCAACAUUCCAAGUUACAAAAAAGAAAUGGUAUGUUAGAAUUGGGAUUUGGAUAUUUAGUGUGGAAGAGCUCUUUUAUAGUUCCAAUCUUUAAUUCAAGAACACCAUUUGUCAGUGAAAGUAGUGAUGGUGUUUGAAAUGAGCUUGUCAACAUCUGGAUCUUGAAACCUCUCUAGGGUAAGAUUUUAUCUUAUCUAGGAUAAAAUUUUAGAUGAGAUGGCUAGUCACAUUUUUGUGCUUGUAAAUUAGUUUAAAAACACAUUGUGAUUACACUUUUUAGCAAAUACAGAAAUUGGCCAAACUUUUGUGAUUUAAACAAAAGUAAAAUUAAUAGCAAAUCAAAUUCCAGGCCAGACUUUACAGCCUAUUUCACAGUCAGUGAAUUAUUCAUGUGUGCUAGCCAUGUGGACAUUCUUGACACAUUUCUUAGGUUGAAAUUGUUGAGUAUGUCUGUCUCAAAUUCACAAGGUCAACUUAUGACAAUUAUUUUUUUUCAGAACUAGCCAUGGGUAAGUUUUUGAUAACCAGACAUCCUUUCAAUAUUGUUACUGCUCAGCCAAAAAUGUAAUUCCUCAGAGUUGUUGUUAAUAAAUUGUAUACAGAAUUAUUUGUGUGCUACUAGUGGUGAUAAAGUAAAUUAAAUGGCUUUCAUUGUGUGUGUUA